GCGUCAAAGCAUCAUUAGCGUUUGCAUCCUUAACGAGUGGAGGAACCUAACGAAUUUCAGAAAAAUGAGCAGUCUAGUUAAAUUCCAACUCAUAGGCGUCAUUGCUUUGUUCUUCCUCACCUUGGCGGCAGCCCAGCAGAACUCACUGACACCGAGCGCGAUCAUCAACCCUUCACGUUUUGAUGCACGCGGUCGCUUAAAUCCCUAUUAUAAUGAUCUUUACUAUAAAAAUCGAGUUUAUAAAAAUCGCGACUACUACAAUCGUCAAUACUACAACAAUUUGUUUAAGAAAUAUAAUCCUGGCGUAGCCGCUUCAGAGGCACGCAUACUCCAACAGGAGAAUGAAUUGAAUUAUGAUGGCACCUACAAAUACUCUUACGAAACGGAGAAUGGCAUACAAGCCGAGGAGCGUGGUAUGCCCGUGAAGUUAGGUACCGAAGAGCAAAAAGAGGUUGUUGAGGGCUCUUACUCGUACGUGACUGCCGAUGGCUUACGUGUGAUUGUCAAGUACACUGCCGAUGAGAAUGGUUUUCAUCCAACAAUAACCUAUGACGGCAUUGAUGCUGACCGCUACGCACGCGUCCAACAACCUGCCGAUACUGUAAUUACUCGCCAAAAUUAAGUACUUUUGACAUGUGUGUCCACACUUUGCAUUUACGAACAGUUCGAAGACGAUGUUAAUGACAUCCAAAAUACAUGAAUCUUUAAUAAACAGAACAUUUUGUUUUAAAAAGAAACUAA
Molecule: messenger RNA, 741 nt
Organism: Bactrocera oleae (olive fruit fly)
Lineage: Eukaryota; Metazoa; Arthropoda; Insecta; Diptera; Tephritidae
Gene: Cpr49Ad
Product: Cuticular protein 49Ad
Cellular component (GO): chitin-based extracellular matrix
Molecular function (GO): structural constituent of chitin-based larval cuticle
Source: RefSeq, a predicted model, not a curated record